Messenger RNA from Physeter macrocephalus (sperm whale), 1453 nucleotides. RefSeq names its product RAB1A, member RAS oncogene family (gene RAB1A). The transcript has 6 exons. Gene Ontology annotation, biological process: vesicle-mediated transport. NCBI's taxonomy places the organism in Eukaryota, Metazoa, Chordata, Mammalia, Artiodactyla, Physeteridae. The coding region runs from base 220 to 837 and encodes 205 amino acids. The record is from RefSeq and is a predicted model, not a curated record. Gene Ontology annotation, molecular function: GTPase activity; GTP binding.
CCUAUUUCCUGGUUCGCCGGCGGCCAUUUUGGGUGGAAGCGAUAGCUGAGUGGUGGCGGCUGCUGAUUGUGUUCUAAGGGGACGGAGUCGGGGGAAGACGUUUGCUCUCUCGGAACAGCGUAUCUCAUUCCUCUCCCUUCGACUACCCGUGGCGCGGAGAGUCAGGGCGGCGGCUGCAGCAGCAAGGGCGGCGGUGGCGGCGGCGGCAGCUGCAGUGACAUGUCCAGCAUGAAUCCCGAAUAUGAUUAUUUAUUCAAGUUACUUCUGAUUGGCGACUCUGGAGUUGGAAAGUCUUGCCUCCUUCUUAGGUUUGCAGAUGAUACAUAUACAGAAAGCUAUAUCAGCACAAUUGGUGUGGAUUUCAAAAUAAGAACUAUAGAGUUAGAUGGGAAAACAAUCAAACUUCAAAUAUGGGACACAGCAGGCCAAGAAAGAUUUCGAACAAUCACCUCCAGCUAUUACAGAGGAGCCCAUGGCAUCAUAGUUGUGUAUGAUGUGACAGAUCAGGAGUCCUUCAAUAAUGUUAAACAGUGGCUGCAGGAAAUAGACCGUUAUGCCAGUGAAAACGUCAACAAGUUGUUGGUAGGGAACAAAUGUGAUCUGACCACAAAGAAAGUAGUAGACUACACAACAGCAAAGGAAUUUGCUGAUUCCCUCGGAAUUCCAUUUUUGGAAACCAGUGCUAAGAAUGCAACGAAUGUAGAACAGUCUUUCAUGACAAUGGCAGCUGAGAUUAAAAAGCGAAUGGGUCCUGGAGCAACAGCUGGUGGUGCAGAGAAGUCCAAUGUUAAAAUUCAGAGCACUCCGGUCAAGCAGUCAGGUGGAGGUUGCUGCUAAAAUUUGCCUCCGUCCUUUUCUCACAGCAAUGAAUUUGCAAUCUGAACCCAAGUGAAAAAAACAAAAUUGCCUGAAUUGUACUGUAUGUAGCUGCACUACAACAGAUUCUUACCGUCUCCACAAAGGUCAGAGAUUGUAAAUGGUCAAUACUGACUUUUUUUUUAUUCCCUUGACUCAAGACAGCUAACUUCAUUUUCAGAACUGUUUUAAACCUUUGUGUGCUGGUUUAUAAAAUAAUGUGUGUAAUCCUUGUUGCUUUCCUGAUACCAGACUGUUUCCCGUGGUUGGUUAGAAUAUAUUUUGUUUUGAUGUUUAUAUUGGCAUGUUUAGAUGUCAGGUUUAGUCUUCUGAAGAUGAAGUUCAGCCAUUUUGUAUCAAACAGCACAACCAGUGUCUGUCACUUUCCAUGCAUAAAGUUUAGUGAGAUGUUAUAUGUAAGAUCUGAUUUGCUAGUUCUUCCUCGUAGAGUUAUAAACAGAAAGAUUACACUAUCUGAUUAAUAGUUUCUUCAUACUCUGCAUAUAAUUUGUGGCUGCAGAAUAUUGUAAUUUGUUGCACACUAUGUAACAAAACAACUGAAGAUAUGUUUAAUAAAUAUUGUACUUAUUGGAAGUAA